Staurois parvus is the source of this 294-nucleotide messenger RNA. The record is from the annotation of a GenBank genome assembly. NCBI's taxonomy places the organism in Eukaryota, Metazoa, Chordata, Amphibia, Anura, Ranidae.
UGGGGCCCCCCGGGCAAUAGGGGAUCAUGGGGCCCCUGUGUCCUCGCCAACACUCAAACCACACCCAAAAAAGCCCAUGAAAGGUACCAGGGGCAUCUCAUGGGGCCUCCUACUGACCCCGGGCCCUCGGGCAGUGCUCGAGUUUCCAAAUGGUCAGUCCGCCCCUGGAUGGCAGUGAAAGUUAUUUUUCUUAUAAAGCCCCACAAUCAUAACACUGCAUACCUAUGUGUACCGUGGCUCUAUCUUUCUUUAGCCAGUGCAUACUGUCAUUAAUUAUGUGACUAAUUUUCAUUU